AUGAAAUAAUGUCUAAAUAAGCUUUUAGUAUUAUUGAAUCUAGCAUGUGAAGCAUUCUUCCAAAAAAUGAUAGAAAUCCUUUACAUUGGAGAUAUUAUUAGGCCUGAAAUUCGGGAACCUAUAAUUCCGACCCUAGAACUACAGCCUAUCGAUCAGUCAAUAAAGUAGCCCUUGACCUUGCAUUCCUCAUCCUCUACUCCUGUUUUUACAAAAAAUGAAUCCAUCUAUAGAAGGGCAGAAUCUGAAAAAGAAUUUAGAAAGUGUAAUAUACCAAAGUACUUAAUUACAUUAGUUAAGUCUAGGUGACACAAUCAAUAAAGUUGAAAGCUACUCAAGAGACAUAUCAUUACUAAAUUUAUUUGAGGAUCGAUAAGAUCCUCAUCAAAAUCCAAAUUAAUUUGAUAAUCAUAAUAUAAGAAAUAAAUUACAGCCAAUAAUAGAAGAACAUAAAGUAUUUAAUAAUCUAGAAAAUUUAGAAUUUGAAGAAAUAAAAUAAAACCCUGAUAAUCAUUAAUAGUAUAUUUAAAAUCAAUAAAACAAUCAACACUCUCAAGAACAAAUAACAUAAGAUCAAUUUUAUUCAAUUAUCGAUAAUCCAAACAAAAUUACUUAAUCAGAAUAAUUUUUUAGCAUCAUAGAUAGAAGUUCUUUUAGACAUAGUUUUAACAAGAAUUUGCCAAAAAAAUGA
Molecule: messenger RNA, 688 nt
Organism: Paramecium octaurelia
Lineage: Eukaryota; Ciliophora; Oligohymenophorea; Peniculida; Parameciidae
Source: the annotation of a GenBank genome assembly